Messenger RNA from Paramuricea clavata, 559 nucleotides. The record is from the annotation of a GenBank genome assembly. Lineage: Eukaryota; Metazoa; Cnidaria; Anthozoa; Malacalcyonacea; Plexauridae.
AUUCUGAAUCUGACGAUGAAAUACUGUACAAUCCUACUAUUAAUGAUGAAAAUAUCGACAGUUCCGAAUUAAACAAAUCUAAACCUAAUGCUAGCAGCAGAAGUACAGAACAGAAUAAAAGCAGAAAUGAACCUGGAUCCGAAAGAUCACAAAAUAAAUCCGAGAUCUCACCAGACUCCGCUGUCGGCUGUAGCACUGAUUCUGAAAUACCAGAUGCCGAUGAAGUUGAACUCAUUUCAACACAAGAAAAACUGGUUUGCUCACCAGACAAAAAGGUUCCCUCGCCUGAAAAACUGGUUUCAUCACCAGAAAAACCGGUUUCAUCACCAGAAAAACCGGUUUCAUCACCAGAAAAACCGGUUUCAUCACCAGAAAAACCGGUUUCAUCACCAGAACAACUGGUUACAUUGCCAGACAAACCUGUUUCCUCAUCCAACAAACAGGUUUUAUCAACAGUGAAAAGGGAUCGGGCUAUACCAAAAGCAAAUAUCAGUGGUUUCUCAAUCACUGCAUCUUCUUCGGAGGAGGAGGAUAUGAAUUCAGAGAGUACUAAAAAAAA